Elaeis guineensis (African oil palm) is the source of this 1329-nucleotide messenger RNA. RefSeq lists its product as uncharacterized. The record is from RefSeq and is a predicted model, not a curated record. Lineage: Eukaryota; Viridiplantae; Streptophyta; Magnoliopsida; Arecales; Arecaceae.
AAGAGACCUCUCCAUGCCACUUAGCAAUGCGCAGUGCCAAUUCCUUCAGUUGGGCUCGGUCUAAAUUGGAUGGUUGUUUUGGUCUUUCAGGCAGCAGGACAAGAUAAGGCUAUUAUAGAGACCAACCAGCUCAGCCCCAAAUUUAUAUCUUCUUAUCAUUUCUUUCAAACUACUUCCGCAGUACCAUAGUCAAGAGGCUCAAGUUCUUCCCUCAGUUUCCCAAAUGAGUUCCAAGAUCAACUCUUCAAGUCUUCCAAUCCCCCACAGGCUUCCAACCAAUUCACCCAGCUUCAAUACAUCAUCAAACUCUCUCAGAUUUAAGUACAGACCCCACUCUUCUUACACCAGUCCAAGCAAGCAAGAAGCUCCUGGCAAAGUUGAACAAAGUCCUACUACCAUAUGGAACGUCAAGUUUGAAACUCUUGAAGGCUGCAAGCUGGGCAUCUCCCGGUAUCCAGAUUUUGAAUACAAUGCCAAAGGAGGCAUUGGUACAGGGAUGGGGAGAAAGGAGGACGAGGAUACCAUGCUGGUCUCUUUCGAUGUGGGAACACUGUACAUCCCACCGCUUGCCGGAGCGACGACAAAGUUCCUUGGCUUGCCAUUGCCACCUUUUCUUAGAAUAGAUAUUGUUCCAGAGUUUUUCCAGGGAACCAUCAGCAAAGAGAGUGGACAGGUUGAUCUGCAGUUCAGAGCAAAAUUCUGGUUCUCAGUUGGAAGCAUCUACAAAGCUCCUCCAUUGAUGGUGGAGACCACACUAACAUCAGAGGAGUCCGCAGGAAAAUUAAGGGGUGGGAGGGGGGAGAGAAUAAAUGGAGAAGGAAGGUGCAGGCUGGUUGGUGUGGCCUUGGUGAAUCCAAUCAAUGACAUGCUCAUGAACUCCUUUCUUGGACUUCCAACUGAAUGCAUUGCUGAUAUGAAUGCGAGAAUCGCCAUUGAUCCCUCUACUUGAAGCAUCAUCUCUCCAAGACAUCCAGCAAAGUCGGAACUCACCAAUUCAUUUACUUGAUUUCAGUUGGUUAUGACAGCAAAAGCAUUCAAAUACUGCAAGAUUUCAAAGACUUAAUCAGCAUGUCUAUACAUGCAAUGGUAUCAUGGAAUAUAUGGCAAUAACAUAAAAACUUGUUAAGUCUGAUUGUGUAAACCUUUGUUCUUAAAGAACAACUGGAGAUCUGAACUUCUGAAAAACAGUUAAGGCUUUGGAAUAAUUUUGUACAUGAAAUUUCCAGUGAACAACUUUGGAUCCACGAUUAAGUGCAAAGCCAUUGAAAGCCAUGGUCUUGGAGCAGCUUAAUUAUGGUGGAGCAAUAAACCAUCAUAUGAUUUGGAGAC